CCAUUAAACCAGACCUCGCCAACUUUAAUGGAGCAACAUCCUCGUGGAGUUGAUAGGAUCAGUUCUAUCCCUUCUGUCCUCCUCCAUCGCAUUCUCUGUCUCUUACCCAUAAGAGAAGCAGCAAGAACCUCAAUCCUCUCUCGCCAAUGGAGGUACAUUUGGACCUUCAUUCCCACAUUGAACUUUGUCAAUGAUAGCAAGAGUAAGAAAAAGAGAAAAAAAAACCCUCUGUAUAACUGUAAUUGGGGUCAGAUAAUUGACAAAGUCCUUUUGCUCCAUAAUGGACCUAUUUUCGGAUUUCAUCUGCAAAACACCCUAGAAAUCAACAUUGAUGAUAUCGAUCAAUGGGUGGUUUUUAUAACAAAACGAGGCUUACAACAACUCACCAUUCAUUGUUCUUGUUCUGGGGCGCCAUAUAAGUUGCAUUCCUCCCUGUUUUUGUGCAGCUCGUUAGUUUGCCUGAAGUUGGUUUUAUGCGAGUUCCAAAUCCCGAUUGGAUUUGUGGGUUUUUGCUCUCUCAAGUACAUGUCUUUAAAACAUGUUUAUGUAAGUGAUGAAGCCCUUGAAUCUGUAGUUUCCAAGAGUCCAUUUUUGAAGCAAUUAGUACUAGAAAAAUGCCGCGGGUUGUCGUUCAUCAAUGUUAAUGCUCCUGAACUUCUCUCUUUCCACAUCGUUGGUGAAUUUCAUGACAUUAAAAUGAACCAUAGUCCAAACCUGAAGCAUUUAAGAAUCUGUUGGGACUAUGGGGUUCCUCAAAAUUGUAUGCUUAACCGUGUUCUGAAGGGUAAAACUAAGUUGCAGUCUCUUUGCUUGGCUGGUGCUUACAUUGAGGAUUUGUUGGACAGAAUGGCCGAGAGAUUUCUUACCACUUAUGACUAUCUCAAGGUGUUGAAUUUAUCUGUUGAAUCACUUUGUAUUGACACCAUCAAGGAAAUUUCUUUUUUGCUAAGAAGCUCUCCUUAUUUGGAGGCUCUCCAACUUAAGAUUAGUAAUGACCCAGUUAUGGAAUGUGAAGAGAGUCGUAUCUUGGAGAUUGAUGUUGACAUGGAAGCUAAAUAUGAAAUCAGAGGAUUUCUUUGGAAGACUUUGGAAUGUGAUUCCAUUACUUGUCUUGGUUGCCUUAGAAGAGUUGAGAUACAAUCACCGUUCACAUAUAUGGAGGAUAUGGAAAUAGUUGCAUUCUUGCUACAACAUGCUGAAGUACUAAAUGUAUUGCAUAUCAAGAUUUCAGAAUGCGAGAAUAAAGAUCGACAGUUGAGGAUAGUGAAGCGGUUGGCCUCCUUUCCUAGGGCUUCUCCUCAUGCCAAGCUCUUUUUUAAGUAA
Messenger RNA from Amborella trichopoda, 1323 nucleotides. RefSeq names its product F-box/FBD/LRR-repeat protein At1g13570. Lineage: Eukaryota; Viridiplantae; Streptophyta; Magnoliopsida; Amborellales; Amborellaceae. Gene Ontology annotation, molecular function: protein binding. The record is from RefSeq and is a predicted model, not a curated record.